AUGAAAAAAGCUGAGUAUCCGGAUGAAGAAGUCUUUGAUAUUCACACGAACAGAGUCACUCCUGAAGUCUCACAAUUUUUGCAACAUACAGAUGGAGACCAUGAGAAAACUAAGUUUAUCAGUCCUAAAGGCGAUAAAUCGCCAUCUAUCAACUGAGAAGGGGAUUCUGUAACCAAAAGAAAUUCUGAUGAGAGGUUUAUUGACUUUAAGAAUAUUAAUAUACAUCCUCGAUUCGACUCUUCUUUAUUUGAAAUCUAUCAAAAAAUCGUGAAAUCUAAUUAGGAAACGAUAAAGGAUGCUCCUAUUGAAUAUUAUGAAUCAAUAUUAUAUGAUUUAUGCAGGCGUUUCAAUGUGGAAUUAUUUUCAAAUCAAUUGACAACUAAAUCCCCUAUCUUUGCUAUUAAUUGAUUUAUAACUUAAAAAAUAUUAAAAAAAAAAAUUUUAAUUUUUCAAAAGUUUUAUUUAUAUUAAAUGCUCUUGGUUCAUAUGAUUUAAAAUACUAUGAGUAGGCAAAAUUUAUAAAAUAAGUAAAUAAUUUCAAUUAAAAGCAUUGAAAAUAUUAAUAAGCAUCAGUUGAGACAUAACUGUUAAGUUUUUAUGUGAAUUGUAAUAAUUAUAAAAAUGUAAAAAAUGACAUUCCAAAUAUUGUCUAUAAAUUAUUCUGAAUUCAUUUGUAUUUAAAAUAAAUUAUAUUUGAAAGAUUGAUUAAAAAGAUAAUAUAUAUAAUUUUAUUUAAAAGGCUCGAAGAUAUUAUAACCAUCAUAAAUUGGAGUUAGAAUCAAUUUUUAUCGUCCCUUGUGCCUUUUUGGACACAAGUAUACAGCCAUUACUGGGGGCCAGUUUCCUAUUUUCCAAGUUUGGGAUACGAAGCUGUCAGAAUGGGCUGUAUAGCUCAUACCCCUUUAUAGAUUUCUUUAUCGAGCAAAAUGUACUGGACUAUUGAACGACCAAGAAAGACUCUAUUAAAUGAACGGGCUGAUAUCUAUAUUAGGAAGUGCUAAAAAGUGACAUGUCAAAAAAUGGUAACAAGUGUGAAAAAAAGUUGACAAGUGAACGCGCCAAUUUUUAAAAUGGGAUUUAUUAUUAAAAUAAUUUAAAACUUAAGAUACCCCAAUAAGACUGUAAUUGAUUAAUAACUUAAAAUCUUAUUUUAAAGGUCUUAUAAAUUAAUGAUAAUUAUAAUAAUGAAGACUAGAGCUUUAAUUUGCAAAGUGCGUGCGUUGCAAAUGUCAAUAUAUAUAUAAGUUUUAUCGACUCAUAUGAUGAGUGUUUAGCAAAAGUUAAAUAUUUGAAAUUUUUUGAAUAUUUUAUUUUUUAAUCAAUGCUUAAUUUUGCUAAGUACUUCUCAUAUGAGUCGAUAAGAACUUCGUAUAUAUUUAUAUAUUGAGAAUCACAAGCCACGCACUUUGCAAAUUAUAGCUCUAGUCUUCAUAAAUAAAUUAGCAUUAAAAUAAAGAGAUUCUAUCGUGCCGGAAAAAUGCACAUUGAGUUGCAAGUUUUUGAUUUUCACUUAUAAGCCAUAUUGAAUUUUUGCUAAAUAUUUCUCAUAUGAGUCGAUAAGAACUUUCAUAUAUUGAGAUACACAAGCCACGCACUUUGCAAAUUAUAGCUCUAGUCUACAUAUAUAAAUUAGCAUUAAAAUAAAGAAAUUCUAUCGUGACGGAAAAGUGCACAUCGAGUUUCAAGUUUUCAAUUUUUAAGGCUAUUAUUAAAUUUAAAUAUAUUAAUCAAAAUAUUUAAAGCCAAUAUAUAAUGUGUAAUUAUUAUCCUCAUAAUAAUAAUAAAAUGGCUCAGUGCGGAAUUAGUUCUCUCCGAGAACUAUUCCUUCCCUCGCUUUUAUUAUUAUGGGGUUCAGUUUCCACGUGGCCUUUUAUCAGCAAUACCAAUAUGGAAUACCGCAUAGGGUAUUUCUUUGGUCCAAGAUAAUAAGCUCCACCUGGGUUUGCUGCUUGACACACCCGAGGAGGGUGACCCUUAGGCGGAACACGCGCAGGAGUCGAGUUCGGGCGAGGCAACGCUGCCGGUGCGGGAUUUCUGGCCCUGCUGGGGCGGAACUUUAUAGACGGCCAGAUCGGGCUAACCGGUCCCAGGAGUGCUUGGUGACGUCACCAGUUGGGAGUCAAAAGGAUGGGCUUAAGCAUGCCUAAAUCAUCCUGCUGAAGAAAUCAAAACACCUUAAAUACCUAAGUAAGUAAGUAAUUAUUAUCUUCAGUCUAAUUGGUUAUCUUAAGUUUUAAAUUAUUUUAAUAAUAAAUCCAUUUUAAAAAUUGGCGCGUUUACUUGUCAACUUUUUUUCACACUUGUCACCAUUUUUUGAUAUGCCACUUUAUAGCACUUCCUGAUAUAGAUAUCAAGCCCUUUCCUUUAAUAGAGUCUUUCUUGGUCGUUCAAUAGUCUAGUACAUUUUGCUCGAUAAAGAAAUCUAUAAAGGGAUAUAAGCUAUAUAUUUUUGCCCAAAAAGGCACAAGGGACGAUAGUUUUUUUAGACUUGAAAAAAUAUUAGAAAUAUGCUUUUUUUAAAUCUAGUUAGACGGAAAAAUUUAGGAAAGAAAUGUGAGUUUUGUUCUUAUAAAAUGCAGUGAGUAGUAAGUGUGUAGAGAUAUUCCAUCACAUUUAUAGGUUAAAAUCUGAAGAAUGUGACUUAUCAACGGUUGAAUUAAAUCAAUUGAAUCAUCAUUUUGAAGAUGUGCUGAACGCUCACCCAAAAGCUUUGCAGGAAUAUGAACUAUUCAAAGACACCCUAAAUUUAAUUUCAGCGCUCGGAAUUAAAUGAGGGGUUGUUAAUCUCAAUAAUUUUUCAUAUAGAUUGACUGGGAGAUCAUUAAAUAUCAAAUUACUUGAUUUACAAGAAUUGAACUCAAACGUAUUUACUUGCGAAGCCAUAUGAAUCGCUACGAUGGUAAAACAAGAGCCAUUUCUAAGAAUUGCAGACGAUCAAAUCGUUCAACUAUCUUUAUUACUCAUUCAGAUUACAACAAAAUUAAUAAACUCAUUGCUAUCACUUAAUCAGAAUAUUGAUUUUAAUAAUGUAGCAAGUAUUGCUGGCCUUGUUACUUCCAAAAACCCCAAAGCAGUCAAGUUUACUGGAAUUGAGCCUGACUUUCAAGCUGAUGUUGUUCCUUACCAAAGAUUGAAACUGAAAAGAGGAAUUCUCAGCUUUUGUAAUAAAGACCAAGAUCUAAAAGCUGCGAGGGAAAUAAAAAGUUUGAUAGAAGAUUUUGAGAGUGUAUAUAGACAAUUUGAGCAAACCUUAAUGAUAAACAUCCUGAUUAUGUCGAAGAACACAAAAGAUGUUGCUUAA
Molecule: messenger RNA, 3301 nt
Organism: Blepharisma stoltei
Lineage: Eukaryota; Ciliophora; Heterotrichea; Heterotrichida; Blepharismidae
Source: the annotation of a GenBank genome assembly